UUUCAGUCGGACAGUUAAACCUUGAACAUAUGAUGGACCAGUUCAAGGGAAGCAGCCCCUUUGUGGUAUUUAUCAAUGGACAGAAGGUUGAAGAUGAUGCCAUUGAACCAGAAACUACAGUUCUUGAUUACCUUAGAACAAAGUUGCAUCUAGUAGGGAGCAAGAAGGUAUGUGGAGAAGGAGGAUGUGGUGCGUGCACAGUGAUGCUCUCUCAGUUUCAGCACCAGACUAACACUGUCAAUCACUAUAGUGUAAAUGCCUGCAUUACCCCAAUCUGUUACCUUCAUGGAAUGGCUGUUACCACUGUGGAGGGGAUUGGUCACUCAGAAAAACUACACCCAGUACAGGAGAGACUAGCCAAGGCUCAUGGUUCCCAGUGUGGUUUCUGUAGCCCUGGGAUGGUAAUGAGCAUGUACAGUCUGCUGCAUAACACUAGUGCACCUGGUAUCAAAGACAUUGAAGAUGCAGUGGAUGGCAACUUAUGUAGAUGUACUGGGUACAGACCCAUAUUGGAGGGUUUCAAAUCUUUUGCCAAGACAUGUGAUGGUUGCCCCAGUAACCAAUGUAAAGAAAACAGUUCUGGUGGAGAUUGUUCAAAGAAGCAGGUUAUAUCGGAACCCCUUUUUGACUUGGCUGGCAUGGAAAAGUUUGAAAAAAUUGAGACACUUGAAUUUCCUAAGGAAUUAAAAGACCCUGAGUUUCAGAAAUCUGUUAAGUUCUCAGGAUCACGGCUCAUUUGGUAUCGACCCACCCAUCUCACUGAGCUCCUGGAGUUAAAAACACAAUAUCCAGAUAUUGCAUUAGUGAGUGGUAUUUCACGUAUAGGACCAAAUGCAAAGAAGCCAGUUUUACCACAUUCUAAACUGGUAUCCACAAGUCAUGUUGCAGAAAUGCAGGGGUUUGAGGUCUUGGAGACAGGGGUGAAGGUUGGAGCUUCAAUGUCUGUGACCGCUUUGACUGAGAUUUUGAAACAACUUAUAGAGAAACAAGAAGAUCGAUCUCAAAUUAAAAGUUACCAAGCUAUUGUAGAUCAGCUGAAAUGCUAUGCUGGUCCUCAAGUCAGGAACAUGUCUAGUAUUGGUGGAAGCAUAUUGUCUUGCCAGUCAACUUCUGACUUGAGCACCAUGCUGAUGGCAGCCCAAUGCUCCUUGAAUAUACAAUCAAAAGAUAACAAGAGACAAGUAAUAUUUGAUGGAGAAUUCUACAAAGAUUCUGGCACAACUCUUGAACCUACAGAGGUUUUAACAUCUAUAGUUAUUCCUCAUACCAAACAGAAUGAGUACUAUGCAGCUUAUAAAGAAGGAGAGAGAAAUGCCAAUAACCUAGCAAUAGUCAAUGCUGCAUUCCGUGUGAAACUGCAGGAGAAUGAUCCAACCAUUGAUGAACUUGUUGCUGUGUUUGGGGGACUGGCUCCCACUGCUAAAUGUGUCAAUCUUGAAAAGUUCAUUGGACACACAUGGGAAGACAAACUAGUAGGUGAUGUGUAUGAUUUCCUUGCAUCAACUCUACUGCCUGCAGAAAAUAGAGAUACCGAUGAUUCAAGGUUUAAAAUCAAACUGGCUCAGGGAUUUUUCUACAAGUUCUACUUAUCAGUGGUAUUAGCAUUGAAAAAGAAAGGUGUUGAUGGCAUUGAUAUACCUAGCUCCAUGGAGCCUUUCAGUACCACACUAGACCCUGGUAGUUUCCAGAGUAUUCAGCUUUAUGAGAGUGUACCCUCAGGGCAGCCAGUGGAUGAUCCCCUAGGGCGACCAGUUGUACAUAAAUCAGCCAUUUUACAGACCACUGGGGAGGCUACGUAUCUAGAUGAUAUCCCACCAUUUAAAAAUGAGCUCCACAUGGCGAUGCUACUGAGCACUAGGGCCCAUGCCAAGGUCAUGAAGGUGGACACAGCAGAUGCACUGAAACUACCAGGUGUAAGGGCCUACAUCGAUCAUACUGAUGUAACAGGAAGUAACCAGUUUGCUGAAGAUGAAGUUGUGUUUGCAGAAGAAGAUGUCCAGUACCAAGGGAAGGUGAUUGGAGCUAUCAUAGCAGAGAACAAAGUGGUAGCACAAAGGGCAGUUAGGACAUUACAAGUGCAAUAUGAGGACCUAGUCCCUUGUCUGACAAUACAAGAUGCUAUCAAAUUAGAACGGUUUGCCAAACCAACAAGGCAAAUUAUAAAUGGAGAUGUAGACAGUGUCAUGGCAAACUGUGAUGUCAUCCUUGACGAUGAGAUGGUAGUUGGGGGACAGAAACACUUUUACUUUGAACCUGUCAGCGCACGCUGUAUUCCUGGAGAUGGAGGAGACAUGGAAGUAAUGUGUUCAUCACAAAAUUUAAGCGGUAUCCAGAGUGCCGUAUCGACUGGACUAGGAGUUGCUGCACACAGAGUAGUGGCGAAAGCACAGAGAAUAGGAGGAGGAUUUGGGGCCAAGAACGCCCAGCCGAAAUAUGUGGCUGUCCCUUGUGCUGUAGCAGCUAAUAAAUUGAAGUGUCCUGUGAGGUGUGUGCUGGACCGCAGUGAAGAUAUGCAAGUCAUUGGAGGUAGACACCAACUACUAGUCAAAUACAAGGUUGGAUGCUCCAAAGAUGGUGUGCUGCAAGCCUUGGAUGUGACUGUUUACUACAACUGUGGUGCCAAUGCUAACUACACUGGGUCGGUUCUUGAAAAGACCCUAUUUGAGGUAGGGAACUGUUACAAGGUGCCUAAUGUAUGGGUGACUGGACGCUGCUGCCUCACAAACAUCACACCUUCUAACACCAUGAGAGGACUGGGAGUGCCAUCUGUCAUCCUUGUAGCCGAGAAAUGGAUGAUGCAACUUGCUGCAAAACUCAAUAUAUCUGGUGAAGAGCUUCGACAACGUAACUUCUACAGAGAAGGUGACCACACUCACUACAACCAGUUGCUAGAGGGGGUCACCCUAGAGAGAUGUUGGAAUGAGUGCAUGGACUCAAGUCAGUAUGUGCAAAGGAAGAAAAAUGUGGAACAGUUCAACAAAGAAAAUAACCUAAAAAAGCGUGGAAUAGCAUUGAUGCCUUUGAAGCAGGGUGUUGGGUUUAACAAACUAGUUGCAUACCAGGGGGCAGCACUGGUGCAUAUCUAUACAGAUGGCUCUGUAAGACUCACGCAUGGUGGUGUUGAAAUGGGCCAGGGUUUACAUACCAAAAUGAUACAGGUUGCUGCAAGAACCCUUGGUAUCCCAGUAGACCUUGUAUACAUCAGAGAGACCAGUACAGACCUUGUACCUAACACAAUACCUACUGGGGGAAGUAUGAACUCUGACCUUUAUGGGACAGCAACAUUGAAUGCUUGUAUAACAUUAAAAGAAAGACUUCAGCCAUAUAUAGAUGCAGCUCCCAACUCCAGUUGGAAGGAAUGGGUGAGAGCUGCCUACAUGGAUAGAGUGAGUUUGUCAACCACAGGCUUCAAUAAGAUCCCCAUAUCUGGUUUUGACUGGAAGACCCUGAGUGGGGAAGUAUACACAUACUAUGCCUAUGGAGCGGCUUGCACUGAGAUAGAACUUGAUUGCCUCACUGGGGCCCACCAGAUUCUGCGUACAGAUAUUAUGUAUGAUGUUGGCACUAGUUUGAACCCAGCUAUAGACGUCGGCCAAAUAGAGGGCGCCUUUGUGCAAGGCAUUGGCCUGGUGACCUCCGAGAAAGUCAGCUAUGAUCAAAAUGGCCGUCCAAUGUCAACUGGUACCUUCACUUACAAAGUUCCAACUUCAAAAGAUAUCCCAAAAUCAUUCAAUGUGACAUUAUUGAAAGACAGUCCCAAUAGGCUACAGAGGGCUGUGUACUCAUCAAAGGCUGUUGGUGAGCCACCACUGUCUCUCUCUGCGAGUGUCUUUCUUGCUAUACAUCAUGCAGUCAUGGCAACCAGGAAAGAUGUCACACAGGAGAACCAAAUAAGGUUUGAUAGUCCAGCCACAAAGGAGAAUAUCCGACUUGCAUGUGGGAACAUGUAUUGAAACUCUCUGAACCAUUGUACUUCAAACUGGCUGAAGAAAUAUGACGUAAUAUAUGGAACUAACAAACUUUUAUCGAUUAUGAAUAUUGUGAUUUUAUGAAAUCAUGUGACUUUUAUAGAAAUUUUUAAAAAAAAAACCUGGAAUCAUAUUUUGCCUAAAUAUUUUAAAUAAAACUGUGGACAUGCCUCUAUAAAGAACAUUUUUAGUUUUAUAAUCCAACAAAAAGAAGUCCUAUGGGGAUAAAGAGAAGCUGUCAUUUUUAUUAUAAAAUAGUGAUUAAGUCACCACCAUGAAUGGUAUAUAUUGUUAUAGUCUCUCAAGUUUUUUGUGGACAGCGGUUGAUGGAUGGUGUUUGGCAGCCGGUGUUUGAAACAAAUACUUACAACUUCCAAUAAAUUAACAAGUACUGUCAAAAGUAAUCUGUACAUCAUUCAAGAA
Owenia fusiformis is the source of this 4391-nucleotide messenger RNA. NCBI's taxonomy places the organism in Eukaryota, Metazoa, Annelida, Polychaeta, Sabellida, Oweniidae. The record is from the annotation of a GenBank genome assembly.